AUGGACGAAGCAGCAGCGAGCCAACACGAGGGUAACAUGCAAGAGUUGUUGGCGAACCUGGAGGCUCGGUUCAAGGGGAGACGCUGUUACCUCGGGCAAUAUGUAUCCCCGAAACCCUUUCCAUCCGCGCCCGAGUCUGGCGGGAACGGCAACGCCAGCGAUAGUGGCAGCAGCGGCAGCAGCCCCGUCGUCGGCAGCGUGGCUGCUACGCUAGAGCCUCCCAACAGGCUCGUGCUCGGAGCUUUCCUCGACCGUGGGCUUGGUCAGGCAUGGGAGUAUUGGGAAGGAGAGUUUGGGCCUUCGGAGCUGGCAUCACACCGAGACAGCUUGGGGUGGGAUGGCCACAGCCUCGAGGCCCUCGCGGACUGCUUCGCCUGCGCCGUCGAAGCGACGAAACUGCCUCCGCCAGAAGAAAAUCGACCUUGCUCUGAGGGCGCGCUCGCCGCCGCGGACGAACACCAGCAACGGCCUCCCGAGUUUUCCAGCACCGCCGGCGUGGUUGAGACUGAUCGCAAAGGCGAGGAGGAACCAGAAUCUGGUGGUGUUGGUGGUGUUGGUUGUGGUGAUGAUGAUGGUGAUGGUGGAAGCGCUACCGGUACCCUGGACCUCCACUACGCACGUGCUGGCAUCGUCGGGUCUUGGGAGGUUUCGCGGGUGCAGACCGGCGUUUCCGCGGCUCUGAUGCACAGCAUGCACAGGAGCAUUCGUUCCGCAUGCGGGCGACAACUUGCGGACACCGCCGAAGCUCCCGCGUCUUCCUCGGGCAGUGCCGAUGCGGGGUUGUCGCGAGCGAAAGCAUCAGGAGCCCCCAAGUUCAAGAGGAAAAGGGUUGCCGCGACAGGCGCCAAGUUGGCGGGUGUUGGCCCCUCGGCCGAGGCGUGAACGGCGAUGGGCCGAGAAAAGGUCCUCCAAGGCGCUCGUUGUGACGGUUCGGAGCAAGUUCGACCGCCUCCUGUCCCCUCGCGAAAUUUCGGGAGCCAAAGGUUAAUUCUGCCGGGAAUCAAGAAAUGGUGACGAAAGGAAAGCCUCCUGGACGGUUUCCCGAAACGAGCACUCCUGUGUUGACUUCGGCACGGCACCCGCCGGCUCUACUUUCAUCGAGAUUAUGGACUCUGGACACAGGAUUCGGGUUAAAUAUUAUCCCGAUUGUGCAAAACAAGAAUGAGUCUACGGUAGCGAUCUCGGGGGCGAGCUUGCGUGGGACUUGAUUCUUGGAUCGGGUCGGCGCUGACAGCGGGGUGGAGUAGGGGUCACCGGCGACCGAAGUAGCAGGGUGUAUUCACCGCUGUCAGCCGAUGACUUCUGUUGAGGGAUUGAGGGAUGGGGAUUUCUUAGGAGGUCGCGGCUCCGUAUCGUCGUGAAGACCAAUGGUCACCGAUGACCCCAGCGCUAGGGUAUGCAUAUAGCGUCGUGAAGAGCAAGGGUCGACGACCCAGUCCCAGGGUGUAUGCACUGUGAAGAGGGUGGCUUCUUUGGGAGACGGUUGUUGCUUAGGAGGUUUUUUGGCUCCGUGGCAUCGGGAGUAGAGAUGGGAUGGGUGCGGAAAAACGAAUCGCAGGACAGUAUAGAAGGGACUUCGUUGGAAGCAUGGCGACGUGGAGGAACGGCAGAGAGAGAGGAAGGACCAAGGAAAAUGUUUCAUGACGCCGUGUACUUUUCUUUUUUCUUUCAAGCAUGGCUCCGAUUCCUACAGCUCUCUAGUGUACCCGCUUUGGGGGGCUGUGAGGGGGGACUGGGGGGUACCGCAGACUUUGUUUCUAUCUACGCGAAAAGGGAAGGAAGCCUGACGUGCCUUGGUGAAAGCCAAUCUCGAGAGCUCUUUCAACGGGUGUGGCCCUUGUAGCCGACCCAGGGUCGGUUGCGAAAUGAAGGAAACCUCGAAUUCCGUCUUUGAUUGGUUGGAGAAUAUACGCAGGCCGUGUCGUCAACGGCGGUUUGUUUC
Ectocarpus siliculosus is the source of this 1942-nucleotide messenger RNA. Lineage: Eukaryota; Phaeophyceae; Ectocarpales; Ectocarpaceae. The record is from the annotation of a GenBank genome assembly.